GCGCAGCGGUGGCGGAAGGUUUCAUUCAGAGUGCGACGCGUGGGCGUCUCGAAGGACCCCUAUAAAACCUCCCUCUGACCGGGCGGUUGGCCACAGUUCCGAUACGAACGCUCAGCGCGCACUACUGCUAAUCGUGUCUUCUCGAACACCCGCAAGUAUUACGACGAUCCUCUUGCUGUGUGGACGACACAGCACAUUGACGAGACGAUAUUUGACUGCGAUUCAAGAGAUAAACUUAAAUAGAACACAAUAGAACAAAAAAAAAACCACCUGAACAAGAAAAGGUUGAGAACUGGAAACAUGAACGUCGCGGCGGUGGUAAACGUGACCGUGAUGGCGGCCGUGGCCGCAUGCCUGACGUGGGCAUCGGCGGCCCGGGCGAACAGCAUCAUGAAUCGGUACGGGAAACAGCAAUUGUCGCAGAAGCAAAAUCGGUACGGUAGCUCGUCAGCGGCGGCGUGGUUGAACUCGGGCGCGGGCAACAGGAUCGAGGCCGGCUGGGCGUCGCCGUACGGGAUCAGCGGCGGCAACCUGAUGCGGCACUACCCCGUGUCGGUGGGACGAUAUCAGACGAUGGGCGGCGGUGGCGGUGGCGACAGACAGGGUAACUUGUUCGCGGACGACUAUUACGACGGCAACGUGGACCCGUAUGGCCCGAAACUGCAGUACGACCGGUCGGUGGCGGACUACGCGGUGGUCAGAUACCCGAGUUACGGGGCCGCCGCGAGCUACUACCCGCUGGCCGACUUGGGCGCGUACGAUAUGGCCGCGGCGGGCGACGAUCUGCUGUAUGACGACGUGGCGUUCGGCGGUCGCGACUCGAUCGCGCCGUCCGCCGCCUCGUCAGCAUCUUCACCGUCGUACUACCAACCGUCCGCGGCUAUUAUCAACAGGUACGACUCGCAAUCGCCGCUAUCGUUGUCGCUGAACCGCUAUGAGCCGGCCAGGUAUCCGACGGAUAAUAUACACAAGUUCCGCAAGGUGUUCAUGUCGAACUUGGUGUCGCCGUCCAACGCGUUCAAGUCCACCCAGGAGCAGCAGCUGUACGAUUUCUGGGAGUCGCUGAUCAACGGACGACGAUUAGACGGCAUGCAGCAGACGGACGACGACGGUAGUAUCGGACAACGGCAGCACCAGCAGCACCAGGGACGGCAGCAGUUGUAUCAGCAGCAACAGCAGUCACCGCAGGAGUUAGACCCUAUCUCGCAGUUGUACCAACACCUGCCGCCGAUUUUCCAGCAGUUGCAACAGCAGCAGAAACUUAAACAGCUCCAGCACCAGCAGUCGACCGGGGAGCGGACGCCGUCUUCGUCUUCGCUGUCGUCGUCGUCGUCGUCGUCGUUGUUGCCGUCGUCGUUUUCGUCGUCGUCAUCGUCGUCGUCGUCGUUGGUCGCGUCUCAUUCGGGGCCACCGCUAUCGCACGCGAUGCCCAGCGGCAAUCACUACAAACAGUGGGCGAACGGUUCGCCGCUGAUCAAACGCGGGGUCGUGGCGCGUGACGACGAUGACGAUGUGUGGCAGCUGGAAAAGCUCAAGACGCGCAACGUUACCACGGUACCGGCCGUGACCGCGACCGCGAUCGCAGCAUCACCAAUGGCGGACGGCGGACAGAGGGAAUACGUGCUGCCCAGACCGGCGGGCGAAAAGUCCGGUUUCGAGAAUUUGUUGGAGGCGAUGGCGGAAGGCGAUCGUUUCCAAGGGCAAAUGGACAAAAGCACUGCAGCCGCCUACAGCAAAAUACGUCAAGAAGCCAAAGUGAAUAAGAAAAGGUCAUUCGUUUCAGAUGAGACGUCGUUAGCUGCUCAACUUGGUGCGCUCCGGAAAAAUUAAUAGAACUUCCUUUCAUUGUAUCAAGAAUGCAAUUUUUUAAGUUUGUUAAACCGAAGUAUACUAAAAACUAUAUGAUAAUAAUAGUGUAAAUAAUACAUUUCCUUUUUGAAUACGUUCGCUUAAGUGUAAAGUUAAUUUCUAAACAAUUACUCUUUUUUAAAAUUAUAUGCACACUAUAUGUUUUAUCCUUCUUCUACACUUACAUUGUUGGAUACUAUACAUAAUGUUUUUCGACUUAUAAACUAAUUUCAUUAAGGAUCGAAGACUGAUUGAAACGUUUCAUUGUACCUACAUGCAUUUAUAGUGUCUAACAAAUAAAAAUCGUUAGUUAGUUCAAAGUUGGUACUCAUGUUUUUGAAUUCAUUAUUUCUAAAUAUUAUUUAUUUGCUACCACAUUUUUAAUAUAAAUAUUAUUAUUACUUAUCUAUAUUUUUUUUAUGCUGACGAUUCUUGCACUUUUAUGUGAUUCUCUUGUAUAUAAUUAUUAAUGUGACUUGUUUAUAAGAUUUUAUUAUUAUUACCUAUUAUAAAACGUAUCAACCUAAUAUUGUAGUCAUGAAAUUAGGAUGUUAUAUUUAAAUACACAAGAGAUUAAUGUUUCAAAAAUUUCAAA
Sipha flava (yellow sugarcane aphid) is the source of this 2443-nucleotide messenger RNA. RefSeq lists its product as uncharacterized. The record is from RefSeq and is a predicted model, not a curated record. The transcript has 3 exons. Lineage: Eukaryota; Metazoa; Arthropoda; Insecta; Hemiptera; Aphididae. The coding region runs from base 301 to 1830 and encodes 509 amino acids.